CAGACGGACCGUGAAUAGCUUCAUAACGAUGUGGAACUACGUACUGAUUUCGACCCUUGUGUUAUUUGUAUCGUUACUAUAUCAUUGUUAUUUUAACAGUCCGGCUAGCAUUAUAGAGCACCCUAAUACGCAUUACGAUUACAUAAUCGUUGGUGCUGGAACAGCAGGAUGUGUAAUAGCAUCACGGCUUUCCGAAAUUUCAAAUCUGACGAUUUUAUUGGUCGAAGCGGGAGGACAUUUUGGAUGGGUGUCAUCCAUUCCAAUUUUGGCGCCAGUUCUGCAAAAGACCGAUGUCGAUUGGUCCUAUUCGACGGAACCCCAAAUAUAUUCUUCAAAAGGAUUUUGGAAUCAUAUUCAAAAAGUUCCAAGAGGUAAAGGAUUAGGCGGUACCGGGCAGAUAAAUUAUUUGGUUCACUCUUUCGGAAAGCCGGAAGAUUACAAAGCCUGGCCGAAGGGAUGGUCACAUGCCGAUCUACUUCCGUAUUUUAAAAAGGUGUCCGAUAUCAUGAACGUAAUGUCCAGCCCGGAGGAAGAAUAUCUGGCGGAAGCUUUUCUCAUGGCGGAAGAAUCGUUGAAGUUGAAUAAUGUGACUCUACAAAAGGGUCUGUACACUGUUAAAAGAGGUUCACGGUGGAGCACAUUUCACGCGCAUUUACAAAAUGCCUGGAAUAGAAAGAACUUGCAUAUUUUGACGAACACGUUGGUUUCGAAAAUCCUUUUCAAAGAGAAUUCGAACGCAGAUGGGAUCAAGGUAAUUUAUAAAAAUGGAUCAGUGGGAAAGAUUUUCACGAGGAAAGAAGUGAUUCUUUGUGCAGGUGUUAUCAAUACUCCUCAAUUGCUUUUGCUUUCUGGAAUCGGACCAGCCGAACAACUUGACAAAUUUCAGAUACCUAUGGUGAGUAAUCUUCUGGAAGUGGGUAAAAAUCUUUUCGACCAUAUUCUGCUUCCGGUUUACGUUAAUCUCAAAGCAAACGUGAGCAUAACGUUCUUUAAAUUACAAACGCUUCCCGAGGUGCUCAAUUAUUUUACUUUUGGAAAAGGAUGGUAUGCAACAAACGCCAUAAUGGCGGUGGGUCGUACCAAUGAUAGCGGUAUCAUGCUUCUUGGAAUAGGUUCUACUGAUGAAAAUAUAUGGAAAAGUAUAUCUAAUCAAAAAACAGAGCCUUACAGAUUGCUGUAUCCAUCCUAUAACGACAGCUCUUACGAAGGAUUCAUAUUUCUAUCCUACUGCUUACAACCAAAAAGUCGUGGAAGCAUAUCGCUAAGAUCUGCCAAUAUUCGUCAUCAACCAAAAAUCGAUCCUGCUUACCUUCAACACUACGACGAUGUAUUGUGCACCCAUCGAGCUGUAAAUUUCGCCAUCCAAACGCUCGAGACACCGAAAUUUCGCGAGUAUGGGGCAAAAAUUCAUCAUCCUAACUUGGAGGAAUGUCGACACUUGCGACAAGAUUAUAGAGACCUCGAGUAUACGGAAUGCGUAUUGAGAAUCAGUGGUCUCACGAGUUAUCAUUUAUGCGGCUCUUGCAGGAUGGGUGCUGACGAUCGUUCGGUCGUCGACGAGAAAUUACGAGUGAAAGGCGUCAACAGACUUAGAAUAAUAGAUUCUAGUAUAUUACCAACUCCCAUUUCCGGUAAUCCGAAUUCCGUUUUAAUUGCAAUGGCGGAGCGAGCAAGCGAUUUGAUUCUUGGUCGCAUAUUCAAUUAAAAAUAUAUAUAUGUAUAUAUGUUGU
Molecule: messenger RNA, 1730 nt
Organism: Apis laboriosa (Himalayan honeybee)
Lineage: Eukaryota; Metazoa; Arthropoda; Insecta; Hymenoptera; Apidae
Product: neither inactivation nor afterpotential protein G-like
Exons: 9
Coding region: 29-1705 (558 amino acids)
Molecular function (GO): flavin adenine dinucleotide binding; oxidoreductase activity, acting on CH-OH group of donors
Source: RefSeq, a predicted model, not a curated record